AUGCUGGCCUUACGCUCCUUCAUCCGCCAACCCGGCAUCUCAUCUCGAUAUUCACAGAUCCGCAGCGUAUCAACACUAGAAGGCCACCCUCACAUAUACACCUUCCCCUCCAACGGCUCCCACAUCCUCACCCUCCUCCCAACAACCCCACCCAACGCGACGCUCUCCAUCGGCCUAACCUCAAAACUCCCACCCACGCCUGACUCCUUCCGCGAGAAUCCCCGCUUCCUCAACAUCCUGCAAGACGUGCUCGCCGAGCACGGAUACCAGGACCCCGACGCCGUCUCGCAAGCCCAGGUCAUGGUGUCGACGGCCGGCGCGAAUCUCAGCUCCGGCGGCGUGUUGUUGACGGGGGGCAGGGCGAGGCGUAGACGCGGGGAGACGGCGGAUUCGAGUGGCGGGGCGAGUGGUCAGGGGGGUGCUGGGUCUGCGGGCAGGGGCGGGUGGAUUCAUUUGUCGGAUGGGAGGAGGCCGCCGGAGUAUGGGCGCAUUGCUUGGCCGGAGGAUAUCUUUGGGAGUUUGGAAGUUGAUGGAGAUGGCAACUUUGUUGGGGGGAAUGGGAAUUACCAGGCGAGUGGUACCUAUCGCAUUGUGACGAGGGAUGGAUUUUUCGGACUGAGUCCAUUCCUGAGAGAGAAGCUGGUUCAGAAGUUGCGCGAGAUCGAGUCUCAAUCCUAA
This is a messenger RNA of Aspergillus melleus, 678 nucleotides long. RefSeq lists its product as uncharacterized. The transcript has 5 exons. The record is from RefSeq and is a predicted model, not a curated record. Bases 1 to 678 code for a protein of 225 amino acids. NCBI's taxonomy places the organism in Eukaryota, Fungi, Ascomycota, Eurotiomycetes, Eurotiales, Aspergillaceae.